AUAAAGGGGGGAAAAGUGUCAAAACGAAAAAUGCCCAAUCCAGCCGAAUUUCCAUCUCCACUAAGUCCCCACCCUUAAAAACCACCCUGUAUUCACCUCAUUACUCAUAUUAUUCACCCUGAUGGAUGACUGAUGAUAAUCGCGCUAACGAGCCCUCAAUCUAAUUGAACCAAACCUAAACAAACCCUCAAAGCCAUGCAGCGCGUUCGGGUAUACGUGAGGUUCUUAGCCGACUCCCUCCUCUUCUUGCGCCCUUUAGAGGGUUCCGGUUCCAAGUCCAAAGGCAGCGCCCUCUACAGGAAUGCCCUCAUUUUCUACACAGUGGCGCUGCUAGUGGCCAGAGGCGUCAGCAUGCACUUCUUUUUGAAGUUCUCCCCUUUGGAGACCACAGUGGUCUGGCUGGGGCACUUCACCACCUAUCUCGCUCUUGCGGCCAAUGCUCUCAUCACCUCCAACCUCAUCAGGAAGGCGGAUCAGUUGAGCCGGCUUCAGAAGAUUCUGAGCAAUUUGCAGGUGAAUGUUCACAGCAACAGCUACUGGUACGAGUUGAGCCUGCUGCUCAAUAUUAUACGUGCUGUCGCAGCCGUCUCCCUUUUUGCGCAAGACGGCUAUGGGUACGGAAAAGUGACAUCUGUCAGCUACCAGAUUGCGCGCGUCCGCAUCGAAAUGAGCAUCGCGCAACUGGGCUGCGCCAUUCGCUACUUGACUUCUGUGUUUGACGCAGUCAAUCAAAACCUCCGU
Messenger RNA from Dendroctonus ponderosae (mountain pine beetle), 741 nucleotides. RefSeq lists its product as uncharacterized. Lineage: Eukaryota; Metazoa; Arthropoda; Insecta; Coleoptera; Curculionidae. The record is from RefSeq and is a predicted model, not a curated record.